Parnassius mnemosyne (clouded apollo) is the source of this 387-nucleotide messenger RNA. NCBI's taxonomy places the organism in Eukaryota, Metazoa, Arthropoda, Insecta, Lepidoptera, Papilionidae. The record is from the annotation of a GenBank genome assembly.
AUGAGCGUCAGUUGGACGAACGAGCAAGAACUCAUGUUGAUCGAGUGUCUUCAUGCCGAACCCAUUUUAUGGGAUGCUAAACAUAAAUACCAUAAAAAUAAAAUGAGAGUACAUGACGCAUGGAUGCGAAUAAAGGAAAUAAUGAAUAUUGAAGUGACUGAUUUAAAAAAAAAAAAAGAAAAUCUAAUGUCCAGUUAUAGGACUUAUAGGAAAAAGGUGAAGGAUUCCGUAAACAAGUCUGGAGCAAGUAGCGACGAAAUUUACAAGCCCAUUUGGUUUGCCUUUGACGCAAUCGAUGCUUUUCUAAGAGAAAGCGAUCAUUGUAAAAAAACUACAAAUACGGUUAGUAUGUUUUAUUUGCAAUUUAUUAUUGAUGUCAACAUGUAA